This is a messenger RNA of Hypoxylon fragiforme, 825 nucleotides long. Its product is annotated as tyrosine phosphatase. NCBI's taxonomy places the organism in Eukaryota, Fungi, Ascomycota, Sordariomycetes, Xylariales, Hypoxylaceae. The transcript has 3 exons. Gene Ontology annotation, molecular function: phosphoprotein phosphatase activity. Gene Ontology annotation, biological process: dephosphorylation. The record is from RefSeq and is a predicted model, not a curated record. The coding region runs from base 1 to 825 and encodes 274 amino acids.
AUGACUACUCAAACCCCACCGACUGAGCCCUUCAUUGACAUUCCGGGAGUGCUGAACUUCCGAGAUAUUGGAGGUUAUCUGAUAUCUCACUCACCUGGCAAAAAAGUGCGGCUCGGAAUGGUGUUUCGGUCCGGCGAGCUAACCAAGAUUACCGAUGACGGCACAUCGAGCUUUCGAAAGCUUGAUAUCAAGACCAUCUACGACCUUCGUUCGUUACGCGACCGUAAUGCUCGAGGACCUGACCCUCCGCUUGGGGAUAUGAAGGUCAUUGAAAAGAUAUCCGCGCCGGUGUUCCUCGAGGAAGACUUCUCACCCGAAGCUAUAGCCAUACGAAACCAGAACUAUGGUAACGGCCCAGAGGGAUUCAUCCAAGCUUACUUGAGUAUCUUAGCUUCUGGGUCAUCUCCGUCUAAUGAGGCUAGGCCAUUCGCUAGGAUUCUUUCGCAUCUUGCUUCGGACAGCCCUCCUACACCUCUAUUGAUCCAUUGCUCGGCUGGCAAAGAUAGGACAGGCGUUAUUUGUGCGCUGAUACUCUCUUUGUGCGGCGUGUCUGACGAGGAUGUAGCGCGGGAGUAUAACCUCACGAAUAUAGGACUCAAGCCUCUUCACGAGACUAUUAUUACCAGUCUUAUGAAUAACGAAGAAUUUCGGAUGGAUGCCGAAGCUGCGCAAAAUAUGGUCUUGGCCGAGAAGGAGACUAUGCUAGGUACUUUAGGGGCGAUUCGGGAUUUCUAUGGAUCAGUGGAAAGCUGCGUCACAGGCCUGGGGCUCCUUUCAGACGAUGAGAUAGAGAAACUAAGGCAGAAUUUGAUUGUGGAUGUUUGA